AUGGGUCAAUCACGGCGUCCCGUCGGUGGUGAGAAGAAGAGUCGCGGCUUUGGACGCUCCAAGGCCACGGCCGAUGUGGGUGAUGGUCGACGAGGUGGGGGGAAGCCCCAGGUCAAGAAGGCCACCUUCGAGAGCACAAAGAAGAAGGAAAUCGGUGUCUCGGACUUGACGCUGCUGAGCAAAGUCUCCAACGAGGCCAUCAACGACAACUUGAAGCUCCGCUUCGAUGCGGGGGAGAUCUAUACAUACAUUGGCCAUGUGCUGGUCUCUGUCAAUCCGUUCCGGGAUCUGGGCAUUUACACGGACCAGGUUCUCGAGUCAUACCGGGGCAAGAACCGUCUCGAGGUGCCGCCCCAUGUGUUCGCCGUGGCCGAGUCGUCCUAUUACAACAUGAAGGCAUACAAGGAUAACCAGUGUGUGAUCAUAUCUGGCGAGUCGGGUGCCGGAAAGACGGAAGCGGCCAAGCGGCUGAUGCAGUAUAUCGCGAGUGUGUCGGGUGGCACUGAUUCCUCCAUCCAGCAGACAAAGGACAUGGUGCUGGCGACCAACCCUUUGCUGGAGUCUUUCGGAAACGCAAAGACGUUGCGAAACAACAACUCCUCCCGUUUCGGAAAGUACUUGGAGCUGGAAUUCAACUCCAACGGUGAGCCCGUUGGAGCCAACAUCACUAACUAUCUGCUGGAAAAGUCGAGAGUCGUGGGCCAGAUCACGAAUGAGCGAAACUUCCACAUCUUCUACCAGUUCACAAAGGCUGCGCCGCAAGAAUAUCGCGAUCUCUUUGGUAUACAGCAGCCUCAGUCCUACGUCUACACGAGUCGUUCCAAAUGUUUCGACGUCGCUGGCAUUGAUGACGCAUCAGAUUUCCAGGAGACGCUGGAAGCGAUGAGAAUCAUUGGUAUGACGAAGGAAGAGCAGGACAACGUCUUCCGGAUGUUGGCCGCUAUCCUGUGGAUAGGAAACAUUCAGUUUGUCGAGGAUGACUCUUCUAAUGCAUCCAUUACCGAUCAGUCCGUGGUAGAAUUUGUGGCCUACCUGUUGGAAGUUGAUGCCGCGCAGGUGAACAAGGCACUCACUCUGCGGAUUAUGGAAACUGCUCGCGGAGGUAGACGGGGUUCGGUGUACGAAGUGCCUCUGAACACGGUGCAGGCGCUGGCUGUCCGGGAUGCUCUGGCCAAGGCGAUCUACUUCAACCUCUUCGACUGGAUUGUCGAGCGAGUCAACAACUCUUUGACUGCGCGAGGACAGGUGGCCAACUCCAUCGGUAUCCUCGAUAUCUACGGUUUCGAGAUCUUCGAAAAGAACUCGUUCGAGCAGCUGUGCAUCAACUAUGUCAACGAGAAGCUCCAGCAGAUUUUCAUCCAGCUGACUCUGAAGACGGAACAGGAGGAGUAUGAGCGCGAACAGAUCAAAUGGACCCCUAUCAAGUACUUCGAUAAUAAGGUCGUCUGCUCGCUCAUCGAGGACAAGCGUCCUCCUGGCGUGUUCGCCGCGCUGAACGACGCUUGUGCCACUGCUCACGCAGACUCGGGCGCUGCCGACCAGACCUUUGUGGGCAGGCUGAACUUCCUCAGUUCGAACCCUAACUUCGAGAGCCGACAGGGCCAGUUCAUCAUCAAGCACUAUGCUGGAGACGUCAGCUACUCUGUCGAGGGCAUGACGGACAAGAAUAAGGACCAGCUACUGAAGGAUCUUCUCAACCUUGCUGGCUCCAGUUCAAACAGUUUUGUCCACACGCUGUUCCCCAACCAGGUCAACCAGGAUGACAAGAGGCGUCCGCCCACUGCUGGUGAUAAGAUCAAGGUCUCCGCCAAUGAUUUGGUGGCCACACUCAUGAAGGCGCAGCCGUCGUACAUCCGUACGAUCAAACCUAAUGACAACAAGUCCCCGAAGGAGUACAAUUCUGGAAACGUUCUGCACCAGAUCAAGUACCUGGGUCUGCAGGAGAACGUCCGCAUCCGUCGUGCUGGUUUCGCCUACCGUCAAACAUUUGACAAGUUCGUCGAGCGUUUCUACCUCCUUUCUCCUAAGACAUCCUAUGCAGGUGACUACACCUGGACCGGUGAUGCUGAGUCUGGUGCGCGCCAGAUCUUGAAGGACACGGGGAUCCCAGCUGAAGAAUACCAGAUGGGUGUCACCAAGGCCUUCAUUAAGACCCCCGAGACAUUGUUCGCAUUGGAACAUAUGCGAGAUCGUUAUUGGCAUAACAUGGCUAUCAGGAUCCAGCGUGCCUGGAGAAACUAUCUGCGGUACCGCACAGAGUGUGCCAUCCGUAUCCAACGUUUCUGGCGUCGUACUACUGGUGGCCUUGAGUUUAUCAAGCUCCGUGAUCAAGGCCAUCGGGUUCUACAAAACCGCAAGGAGCGUCGGAGAAUGAGUCUUUUGGGAUCUCGUAGAUUCUUGGGAGACUACAUCGGCAUGGCUAACAAGGGCGGUCCUGGUGAGAUGCUGCGCAACGGAGCCGGAAUCAGCAGUUCCGAGGAUAUCAUUUUCUCCUGCCGUUGUGAGAUCCUCAUUUCCAAAUUUGGUCGAUCGAGUAAACCUGCGCCACGCGUCCUCGUUUUGACCAACAGAAAUGUCUACAUUAUCGCCCAGAAUAUAGCGAACAACCAACUAGUUAUCUCCGCGGAGCGGACCAUUCCAGUUGGUGCUAUCAAAUCUGUUAACACCUCUAAGUUGAAGGAUGACUGGUUCUCGAUUGUAGUCGGAUCUGCCCAGGAGCCUGAUCCCCUUAUUAGCUGCGUCUUCAAGACAGAAUUUUUCACGCAUCUGACCAAUGUGUUGCGCGGUCAACUGACUCUGAAGAUCGGAGACUCCAUUGAAUACAGCAAGAAGCCAGGAAAGAUGGCUGUUGUCAAGGUCGUGAAGGACCCUGCUGUCCCCCGCGACGACACUUACAAAAGUUCCACCAUCCACACGGGACCUGGUGAACCGGCGAACUCGGUCUCCAAACCUACCCCACGUGGGAAACAAGUUGGAGCCAGACCGGUCACGAAGGGCAAGCUUCUCCGUCCCGGUGGUCCUGGCGGUGGUCCUUCAAAGCUGAGCGGACGGCCAGCUGCUGCGGCUAAACCUACGCCGACUCCUCGACCUCUCCCUGGCGGUUCUCAGCCUGCUGCACAGCCUAGAAUCGUACCGCAACCUGCUGCUGCAGCAGCUGCAGCAGCGUCUCAUACUCGUAACGUGUCUACAGCUUCUACUAGGUCAGUGAGGGCACCACCGCCUCCGCCUCCUGCUGCGCCACCGGCAGCUGCCAAACCAACUGCGAAGGUGCUUUACGAUUUCGCCAGUGAUCGGUCCAAUGAGCUGUCCGUGCGUGCGGGUGAUAUAAUUGAGGUCUUGUCCAAGGAAGCUAAUGGCUGGUGGCUGUGUAUGAACCCAACGACCGGCGUCCAGGGAUGGGCUCCACAAGCCUACUUGGAAGAACAAGCUGCACCUGCUCCUGCUCCCCGACCCGGUCCUCCGCCACCGCCUGCUGCUCCCAAGGCUACCAACGGCGUGGCAGCCACGAUUGCUGCUGCGAAGGCCAAGCCCACGCCCCCAGCUCCUCCAGCCAAGAGACCGACUGCACGUAAACCUGCACCUCCUCCGGCGCCGCGGGAUAGCGCUGUCAGUAUGAACUCUCAUGACUCGUCUGGUGGCAGCGGCCGUGGAACGCCAAACAGCGCAUCGAAUGCCAGCCUGGCGGGCGGCCUUGCAGAGGCCUUGCGAGCACGCCAGAGCGCGAUGCAGGGGGACCGGGACGAUGAUGACGACUGGUGA
Messenger RNA from Paecilomyces variotii, 3759 nucleotides. Its product is annotated as myosin-1. Gene Ontology annotation, cellular component: cytoplasm; vesicle; actin cortical patch. The record is from RefSeq and is a predicted model, not a curated record. The transcript is spliced from 9 exons. Gene Ontology annotation, molecular function: ATP binding; microfilament motor activity; actin filament binding. The coding region runs from base 1 to 3759 and encodes 1252 amino acids. Gene Ontology annotation, biological process: actin filament organization; vesicle transport along actin filament; endocytosis. NCBI's taxonomy places the organism in Eukaryota, Fungi, Ascomycota, Eurotiomycetes, Eurotiales, Thermoascaceae.